Messenger RNA from Hordeum vulgare subsp. vulgare (domesticated barley), 3581 nucleotides. Its product is annotated as ABC transporter G family member 25-like. Gene Ontology annotation, molecular function: ATP binding; ABC-type transporter activity; ATP hydrolysis activity. The coding region runs from base 136 to 3384 and encodes 1082 amino acids. The record is from RefSeq and is a predicted model, not a curated record. Lineage: Eukaryota; Viridiplantae; Streptophyta; Magnoliopsida; Poales; Poaceae. The transcript has 14 exons.
AAUCCCGAGGUCUCUCGCUAGUACUACCAUCAUUUCAUUUCACCCCGUCUCCUUCGCUCCUCCGCUGCCUCUCUCCUUGUCCUUGGCUCCCUCCGCAGUGCCAGCCCAUCCCCGCCGCUGCUCUUCCGCCUCGGAAUGCGCGAUGCAGAGCGCUCGCGGUACCGGCGGCGGGCGAGCGCGGCCUUCCCCGUGCCCCUCCUGCUGCUCGCGCUCGCUCUGCUCGCCGGGGCCGCCAGCGGGCAGGCCCCGCCGGUGCCGCCGGAGCUGAGGGCCGUGGAGGCGCAGCUCACGGCGCUCACCAACGACGUCGCCCAAACCAUCUCCGACCGCUUCAGCUUCUGCGUCUCCGACACGCAGGAGGACUGGAACGGCGCCUUCAACUACACCUCCGACCUCGGCUUCGUCCAGCGCUGCCAAGCCCAAACCAGAGGUGACAUGCCGCAGCGCUUAUGCACGCCGGCAGAAGCAAAAUUCUACUUCACAAGCCUGUAUAACCCGAAAGGGGAGAAGAACCUCUUCCUGGAGACGAACAUCAACUGCGGCAUCUCCGCUUGGUCGCCGGGUUGCGAGCCAGGAUGGGGUUGCUCUGUUGGUCCAAACCCUGUCCCCGCCGACAACAAAACCAUCCCGCUCAGAGCUACCGACUGCCAGGCGUGUUGCGAGGGCUUCUUCUGUCCCCGUGGUCUCACCUGCAUGCUCCCUUGUCCAUUGGGAUCGUACUGUCCGCGUGCCCAAGGGAACUCAACCACUGGUCUUUGUGAUCCAUACAAGUACCAGAUAACUCCAAACUCAACCAACGGGUGCGGUGGCGCUGACAAAUGGGCUGAUUUUGGGAGCACGGAAGAAAUCUUCUGCCCAGCUGGUUACCACUGCCCAAGCACAACGUCGAAAUUGUCCUGUAGCAGUGGGCAUUAUUGCAAAUUGGGUUCUACCAGACAAGAGAAAUGCAUCAUAAAAGGCCAAUGCAAGGAAAAUGAAGAGAACGAAAACAUCAUCAUUUUGGGCGCUUGUUUAGUGGGUGUAAUAGGCGUGCUGCUCUUGGUCGUAUACAACUGCUCAGGUCAGUUCCUCACUAUCCGUGAACGGAGGAAAGCGAGAUCGAGGGAGAACGCGAUUCAGCUUGCUCGGCAGCAGCUCAGGGCUCACCAGGGAUGGAAGGCAGCCAAACAGAUCGCGAGGAAACAUGUAGCCGGUGUGCAGGAUCAUGUGUCGCGCACAUUUUCACGCAGGAGAUCCUUUCGUCAGCAGCCAGAUCUCGAGAAUUCUAGCCACAGGGUGCAGGAAGCGCGCUUGAUGGGUUCGACUGGGCCAAAUGAAAGGUCCGACUCCAUAGUGUUUUCAGCUCAGAACACAAGCGAGAUAUCCGAAGUCAUGCCGUCGGUUGUCAUGGACAUAAGCAACGAUGGAGAAGUUGUUGCCAACAAGGACAAACCGGCACCAAAAGGCAAGCACAGAUCAACUCAGACUCAGAUAUUCAAGUAUGCGUAUGGCGAGAUUGAGUUGGAGAAGGCCAGACAGGAAGAGAACAAAAACAUGUCCUUCACCGGAGUACUCGCCAAGGUGAAGGAGCAACAAAAGGAAAUGACUAGACCUUUGCUAAAGGUUGAGUUCAAGAACCUGACCUUGUCACUUGGAAAAAGGAAGCUGCUGAGGUCUGUCACAGGCGAGCUCCAGCCAGGCCGUGUCACCGCUGUCAUGGGCCCCUCUGGAGCCGGCAAGACCACGUUCCUUAACGCUGUGGCCGGAAAGGUUACUGGUUAUCAAGUGACAGGUUCAGUCCUUGUUAAUGGAGCGCAUGGAAGUAUACGUUCUUACAAGAAGAUCAUUGGCUUUGUGCCUCAAGACGACGUCGUUCAUGGGAACUUAACUGUGGAGGAGAACCUUUGGUUCAGCGCAAAUUGCAGGCUCCCUGCAAGAAUGUCGCACCGUGAUAGGGUUCUCAUUGUGGAGAGGGUUAUAGACUCCCUGGAUCUUCAGGGGGUCAGAAAUUCGGUGGUUGGGACGGUUGAGAAGCGUGGGAUCUCUGGCGGGCAGAGGAAGCGUGUCAAUGUGGGGAUUGAGAUGGUGAUGGAGCCAUCUCUGUUGAUCCUUGAUGAACCAACCUCUGGCUUGGACAGUUCCUCGUCACAACUGCUCCUCAAAGCUCUUCGUCACGAGGCACUUGAAGGGGUGAACAUUUGCGCCGUUGUUCACCAACCGAGCUAUACAUUGUACAACAUGUUUGAUGAUUUGAUACUUCUGGCAAAAGGAGGCCUCAUUGUUUACAAUGGUUCGAUCAAGACCAUUGAGGACUACUUCUCAACUCUUGGAAUUCAUGUCCCCGACCGUGUAAACCCGCCAGACCAUUACAUUGACAUUCUUGAAGGCAUUGUGAAGCCUGAGUCAGGUAUUAAUGCGAAGCAUUUACCAGUGCACUGGAUGCUGUACAAUGGCUACGAAGUGCCAAGUGACAUGAAAGAUGAUCUCAGGGCAAUGGGUGAACAAGGCCCGGACGUCGAUAUCAAUCGUUCAAUGUCUGGAUCAACCCCUCAUUGCCUCCCCGGCGUAAGUAAUGCUUUUGCACAAGAACGCAACCGUCUUGAGCACCGUUUGUCGAAACCUAGUGAUCUGUCCAGCAGAAGAACACCAGGAAUCCUAAAGCAGUACAAGUUCUUCCUGGGAAGAGUUACGAAACAGCGGCUUCGUGAAGGUAGACUGCUUGGGGUUGAUUUCCUGAUACUAGGUCUAGCUGGGAUCUGCUUGGGGACAAUUGCAAAACUCAGUGACCCGACAUUUGGGAUGCCUGGCUAUAUUUACACUAUCAUUGCCGUUUCUCUUCUGUGCAAGAUUGCAGCAUUAAGGUCAUUUUCACUUGAGCGAUUGCAGUACUUGAGGGAAAGAGAAUCUGGGAUGAGCUCAUUGGCAUACUUUCUUGCCAGGGAUACAAUCGAUCAUUUCAGCACAGUUUUAAAGCCAAUCAUUUACCUCUCCAUGUUUUACUACUUCAACAAUCCGAGAUCAUCAAUUGGAGAUAAUUACAUCAUACUCCUCGCACUUGUAUAUUGUGUGACUGGGAUAGGAUACACAUUUGCCAUCUGUUUCAAUCCUGGCUCGGCGCAGCUGUGUUCUGCACUAAUACCUGUUGUUCUGACCUUGUUAUCCACUCAAAGGACUACACCUACAUUUCUGAAGAAUAUGAGCUAUCCAAAGUGGGCACUCGAGGGCUUCAUAAUCGUGAACGCAAAAAGGUAUCCUGGAGUUUGGCUAAUAACUCGCUGCGGCUUGCUGUUCAGGAGUGGUUUCAAUAUUCACAACUACCAUCUCUGUAUUUUGGUUCUGUUCAUGUACGGUCUGUUCUUCAGGAUUGUUGCAUUUGUGUCAAUGAUUCUGCUGAAGAAGAGAUGAGGGGAGUGCAAUUGCACCAUUUUUUUUCUUCAUAUUUAAUCUCUUCAUUUUUUUCCUGUACAUUUGUAAAUAUCUUUUGACAUUCUUUCUUACUGAAAAUUAUAGAAUAGUCACAGAGGGAUGCAAAUAACAGAAUUCAGACACAGAUGUACAAAAGAGUUGACACUAUUGACACCAUAUUCGUUUGCUCACAUUUA